Nematolebias whitei (Rio pearlfish) is the source of this 3674-nucleotide messenger RNA. It is a transcript of the gene acvr1ba, whose product is annotated as activin A receptor type 1Ba. Gene Ontology annotation, cellular component: plasma membrane; activin receptor complex. The record is from RefSeq and is a predicted model, not a curated record. NCBI's taxonomy places the organism in Eukaryota, Metazoa, Chordata, Actinopteri, Cyprinodontiformes, Rivulidae. Gene Ontology annotation, biological process: protein phosphorylation; cellular response to growth factor stimulus; nervous system development. The coding region runs from base 103 to 1602 and encodes 499 amino acids. The transcript has 9 exons. Gene Ontology annotation, molecular function: ATP binding; activin receptor activity, type I; activin binding.
UGUCGGUGUGGUGCGUGCGGUCGGACUGUGGUUGUGUUUCACGUCUGGCCGACUUGAUAACGACACACUUGGAGCGCAUAUCGAGAUGGGAGUUCUGCAGACAUGGCUCUGAAACAAACUGCCCUAACGCUGCUGGCCCUGCUCGGGUCGGCUGCUGUCGGUGAUGCUUUACGUUGUAACUGCACAAACUGUGUGCAAACAGGCUUUGAGUGCGAGACAGAUGGCGCCUGCAUGGCCUCUACCUACAUGGUACAUGGGAAGGAGGAGCACGUGCGUGUCUGCAUCAGCCUCGACGAACUGGUUCCUGCUGGACACCCCAUCUACUGUCUCAGUGCUGAUGGCUACAUGAACACUCACUGCUGCUACGUAGAUUACUGCAACAGCAUUGACUUGAAAGUCCCAGUCCCAACGAAGAGUGGACCCUGGUCGAGCUCUGGAAGCACGUUGGGACCAGUGGAGCUGGUGGCGAUCAUUGCGGUUCCGGUGUUCCUGCUCGCCGUGCUCUUAUUAGUUGGCUUGUUUUGGUUUUGCUAUCAUCAGAGAGCUUACAGCCACAGACAGAGGCUGGAGGUGGAGGAUCCUUCCUGUGAUCAUCUCUAUUUAGCCAAGGACAAGACCCUGCAGGACCUCAUUUAUGACUUGUCCACCUCUGGAUCAGGAUCAGGGUUGCCCCUGUUUGUUCAGCGUACGGUGGCCAGGACCAUCGUACUGCAGGAGAUAAUAGGAAAAGGUCGUUUUGGGGAGGUAUGGCGAGGGAAGUGGAGAGGAGGAGACGUGGCAGUGAAGAUUUUCUCAUCAAGAGAGGAGCGCUCCUGGUUCAGAGAGGCUGAGAUCUACCAGACAAUCAUGCUUCGGCACGAAAACAUUCUAGGAUUCAUUGCAGCAGACAAUAAAGAUAACGGCACAUGGACUCAGCUGUGGUUGGUGUCAGACUAUCACGAGCAUGGCUCUCUUUUUGACUACCUGAACCGCUACUCCGUCACCAUCGAGGGUAUGAUCAAGCUUGCACUUUCGGCUGCAAGCGGCCUGGCACACCUGCACAUGGAGAUCCUCGGCACUCAGGGUAAGCCAGGCAUUGCUCACCGUGACCUCAAAUCUAAAAAUAUCCUUGUUAAGAAGAACGGCACGUGCGCGAUAGCUGACCUUGGACUGGCAGUCCGCCAUGAGUCCAUCACAGACACAAUCGAUAUAGCUCCCAACCAGCGUGUGGGCACUAAGAGGUACAUGGCUCCUGAAGUCCUGGACGAAACCAUCAACAUGAAACAUUUUGAUUCCUUUAAGUGCGCUGACAUUUAUGCACUCGGCCUGGUGUACUGGGAGAUCGCACGUCGCUGCAACACAGGAAGUAUUCACGAAGAGUACCAGCUGCCCUACUAUGACCUUGUGCCCUCCGACCCCUCCAUAGAGGAGAUGAGGAAGGUGGUUUGUGACCAGAAACUGAGGCCCAACGUGCCUAACUGGUGGCAGAGCUAUGAGUCUCUGCGUGUGAUGGGGAAGAUCAUGCGGGAGUGCUGGUACGCCAACGGAGCGGCCAGGCUGACGGCUCUGCGCAUCAAGAAGACUCUGUCCCAGCUCAGUGUGGAGGAGGACGUCAAGAUGUGAGCGGCCAGGCGGCGAAAUAAAACGACGCGCUGGAGACGCACAUGCCCGGUCACACUCCCACAUAGGAAACAAACACUAAAGACAAGACUGCAAGUGAAAACCCUGCCAGUUUUAAAGCCACACUCCAAGUUGUGACAAGGCCUACCUCACCUUUUUAGCCAAAACUACUGAAAAUCACUCUCCCACCCCCGGGUCCCUUUACCCCUCGUCUCAUCUCAACGCUCCUCUCCACGGUCGACGACACACAACAGCACUACGGGUGCUAAUAUCAUAACACUCCACCUUCUUCUUUUCAUCUCCCAGGGCAGGAAUUACUACUAAUGUACAGUGACACCAUUUUUAUUAUUAUUAUCAUCAUCAGUUUGUUCUGUGACAAACUAAACGUUUCCAGAGGAGUCGAGUACGUUGCAGAUUUCAAACUUACCGCCUCGCAUUCUUUUUGCAUUAUCUGUUGCUGUGUGCAAGGCGAGGGGGGGUAGGGGGGAGGCUGACGCACUGUUUUUAUUUGUGUGUUUGUGUGUAAAUGGUGUCUGAACUACUAGCAUGUGAUGUCUUCUGGUGCAGGCUGUAGUUCAUUAGACUAAAACAAAAGAUCAGUCAUUUGGUAAGUGAGCAUCAUCAGCCAGCUUUCAUGGCACACAAACAAAAAUGAGUUGCACUCGUCUGUAGCUUCCUCUGUGUGUGUGCGUGCGUGCGUGCUUGUGUGUGUGUGUGUGUGUCGCACAAUGGAUGUCCUGGUGUUCGUUUGAAACGUGGCAGGGAAAAAUGUUUGGGAUGGUUUUAUUAUUAUUAUUUUUCUAAUUUAUUUGUUGAUAGAUUGUGUCAUAUUGAUGAACACUGUGAGAUGAGACGCAACAGACCGCAGUCUUGAAAAGAAAUUUUACUGUUUUUUUUUUUUUUUUUGAUCAGACGUCAGAUGAAACGUUGCCGUCGUUUAGUGAGAUGGUUGACGAGUUUAGCCAUGACCCUGUCGGUGAUAUCGUGCACACUGAGCAAAUAAGAAGCGUGUGAAAUGCAAGCGGUGAAUCCAUUUCUUUGUUUUGUUUUUAAAUACUUGGUGUUUUUGUGUAAAGAGGUCGUCGUGGCUUUUCUUUUUACUUUGACAUGAGACACUACUGAUGAUGGGUACAUGUGAUGCUUUUUAUUGUCUGUGUAAAAAUGUCCGUUCUCCCCGUUAUAUGCAGCAAGCUUCAGUGUGACAUUUGAACAGUGAAUUUGCUCCCAACGGUACUUUCACGGGGCUAUUAUUAUUUGUCUGCAUGGUUUCUUUCUAACUGUGCUUUUUUCAAAAGAACUCUGUUUAUUAUUGUUUAUUAUUUUUGUUUUUCCUCAAUUGCUCCUCUCAUGGCAGUUCGGUGGUACUACUGAUCCCAGAUCUACACACGCUCAAGUUUCAGUAUUUGUCCUGUGUGAUGACAUUUCCUUCUCUUUUAACACUGGAACACAUAGAAGCAUUGUGUCAAUGAAAUACUACCACUUUUUUUUUGUUUGUUUUAACCCCCCCCCAUCCCCAGGAAACUGACAAUUAAAAUGUAAAAUGUGGGAGAAGUUGAAGUGAAUCUGCAGAGUGAAAAUGCAUGUUUUCAUCCCGGUUCUGCAGCUCCGAGUCUUUCUGUGGACACUAUGAAAGUAUUCCGCUGAUGUGACCUUUGGUAUGACCUUGACUCUGUUCUGAAGGGCGUUCGUUACUUAGUUAAUUAACGUUAACGAAGCCAUUCAGAAUCCAUGGGUCAUGUUGGUGUCCGUUCUGCAUGCUGCCUCAAACACUGGGUUGUCUGCACUGUUUUUCCAUCACCCACAGAUUGAUUAUUUUUUCCUGUUCUGUUUGUUUCAUUUGUAACCCAGAAUUGUUGCUGCUACUGAUAACGUGUGUAGAAAUGUAGUGGAAAGAUGGAAGUGGAUGACUGCUGAACCAAAACUGUCCAAAAAGAAGAAAAAAAAGAACCAACACUCCUGUCCAUGUUUGGUUUGUUGCCAUGGGUAUUUGAUCAUCAUGUUCUUAGGUAAUAUUUCAAGUUGUUAAAAGUAAUAAUGUGCAGAUCUUUUCCAAAUUAGUUCAAAAGUGUAUAUAG